AUGCCAGAUAUAGACUUUCGCGUACUAGAGGAUAGAGCCAUUGACGUUGAUCCAGACAUUAGGUUUAUGGCAUUGGAGGAUCUACGUAAAUUCCUUACUGAUGAGACUGUAACCACCAGCAGAAGCGCCAUCAAUCAAUCAUUAAACAAUUUGAUCCCCAUUCUUUUGAAAAUGUUGAACGACCCCAACCCCGAUGUUCAAAACCAAGCAGUGAAAUCAUUCGAGCCAAUGGUUAGGUACUUGAACGAUGACUCCAUUGUUAAAUUGAUCAAGAAAUUGUUUGCCUUGGUGCAAGAAAGUAACAAUAAGGAUACGUCUUCGUCAAGAACAACAACCAAUUUUAGAAGCUUUACAAUUUCAAUUCCCAACAUGGCUUUGCGGUCGUUAUUUGCUCAAUCCAAUUCAAGAGCCAAGUCUGAUUUUGUUUCCGAUAAAUUGUCAAUGUCAAAUUAUAAAUAUGAUCGAGAAUUAUCAGAAUCGAUAACUAAUUUUCUUAUCCCAUUGAUUUUGGACAAUGAUACUACAAUUGAUAAUAUCGAGCUAUUGAUUGAUUUGAUUAACGAAUUGGGAUACGUACUUUCACAAGAAGAGUUGGUAAAAUUGGGGAAAUACUUCAUCAAUGUGGGGUUCAAAGAGCUGGGAAUUAUUGGUAAAAAGGCAAUAGUUGGACUCGAAGGAGUUACCAUUUUGAUUCGAUCAGCGGUUGCCAUUGAUCGAUUAGUUGAUGAGAUAUUGAACCAGGUUCAACAAUCGAAAUUAAACAACAAACACUUUGUUUUGUAUCAAUUAUAUUCAGUCAUUUUGAAAAGAGGUCUUAAACCAGACAAGAUUGAUCAGAUUUAUGAGACAGUGAAAUUAGAAAUAGAGUCGUCCGCUACCGGUAAUGAUAACGAGGACUUGGAUUAUGAUCUUCUUGAACAGCUGAAUGCUUUAAAAGAGGAGGCAUUUACUACAUUAAUUGACUUGGAGAAACAAAACUUUUUAUCUACAACAUUCAAAGGUGAAGUUCUUGCUAUAAUCACCAAGUAUCUCAAAUAUAAUCCAUUGCAUGAUGAUAGUGACGAAGACAUUGAUUCCGAUGGUUACGAUGAGAUUGAUUUUAGUGACGAUGAAAUCGAAGCUGGCGAUGAUCUGGAUUACGACAAUUCGUGGAAGUUGAGAGCUAAAGCUACCAUAUUAAUUCGUUCCUUACUUGCCAGUUUCCCUGACACUUUGGAAAUAUUGUCGAGACAAGUAUUGCCGAUAUUACCACUUAGAGAUUCAAACGAUCAGGUUGUUAUUGAAGCGGCUAAAUCGUGCAUUGCAAUCGUGCAGGCUACAUCACCACGAGACUCACAGAAUGUGCAAAGUAUUGGCCUGAUAUUGCGUGAUCGUUUAGAAGAUGUCAAGGAAGAACAGUUGCCGUUAUUUCUUCGUAUUGUUGAGAGUUUAAAUCGAUUUGACAAUUUACCAUUGAUUGAAGCCACUUUUGACAUAUUGAGCCAGAGAAAUGUAAUCUCCUCGGGAUCGUUAGACUAUUUGCAAUUCUACUCCAGUGUCUUGAAGUUCCACAAUAAUUUAAAUGCCAAUGCAAUUGAACGUGUCUCGAAAGAUCUUGCAACCAAUCUUGAAGACAAGUCCUUUAAUUUGAUUUUGGAAACUCUAAGAGGUCUCAGUAUACUUUUCAAACACAAGGAUGCGUCAAAGAUACCAAACAUUGACAACAUAUUGAGUUCAUUAAUGGAUAAAGUGGUGAAUAGUAAACAAUACCCUAGUGAUUUGGUACGCCUUGCCAUUUCGUGUCUUGGUGAAGCAUUGGCAAAUAAUUUGGUUUCAUCGGAUGACAGAAUAUUGGAUGUUUUCAAAACGUCAAUUGGUUACGAAGGAACAAGUAAAGUGACUAUUGAUGUGCUUAAAAACUUGUACCAUUUGAAGCCAAUACCUCAAGAUUACUCCUUGUUUAUUAUCGACAAAUUGACCAACUACAUCCUUUCAAGCAAUGAAGCAACUUCAUUAGCUACAUUAACGUUACUAGACCAAAUUGUUCAUCAAUUACCUGCAAGAAAAUACGACGACAUAAUUUCCAAUUUGUUGCAGUUACUUCGUGUCACCAGUCCUUUAAACUAUCAGUACAUUUUCCUGAUUUUUAACCACUUGUCAAAUGAAAUCAUUCGCGAUGAUGAGUACCGUACUCAAUUGGUGCAAAUAUUGAUACAGUUGGUUAAUGAUAAAAAGAUUACUGGCGAUGACGAGGUGUUUUUCCAGUUGGUUAAAGCUGCAUGCCAGUUGGAUAAAUUUGUUUAUUCCCAAUUGGAGCAGAAUUUAUCUGCUAAUGUUCCAAUAACGCCCAAGAUCUUGGCUGUUUGUGUUGAUAAUGAAACUAGGGAUGAAUUGAUUAGUGCAAGGCUGAAUGAAUUCCGCAAUUACUACACUGGCGAUAUCAAUAGUGCCAAAUUUGCCUUUGUGAUUUUAUUUUUAGCCUUUUCACAAACUGAAGUGCCUGAUUUACUGGUUAAUUCUUUGAUUGAACUUUUGCAAAAGCCCAACUUUACCAAUGAUGCAAAUGUGCAAGCAGCAUCAACUGCAUUAGGGUUAGUUGCGGAGAAUGAUACUGCCACUGCAAUACCUCGCAUACUUGAUGCAUAUAAGCAAGAAGCUCUGUCGUCAAUACGGGGGUCGUUGAUUGAUUCAUUAAAGGUGCUUAUUGAUCAAUGUGAUGACAUACAAAAAUUGCAAAUUUGGCAAACUGUCUUUGCCUUGCAGGUUGAUUAUAAUCAUGAUUUGAUCCCUGAAUUGAGAAAAUCGGGUGAGUUGCUUGGUUCAAUUGCAUUUUCCAUCAAUGAAGCCGAGAUUAGACAAGCUGUUGAGGGACAAUCAAAUCAGAGAAAGAUUUAUCUUGUCUUGGUAGUUUCCAAGUCUUUAAUCAGUGGCCUUGAGCUGUCAAACACCAGUGAUAGAUUAUUAACUUACUUAGUAACGGCAUCAAUCAACUGGCUCGACAUCGUUGAUGUUGAUAUUAGACAAAUUGUUGUUGGUAAUUUACUAACUGGUAUUCACAGUAAACCAAAUAUCAUUCUACCACUUUUGAACGAUUUGAUUUUACCUCAAUUAUAUAAGCAGCUUACAGCAGAAAAGGCAUUCAAGAAGAUCAUUACUAUGGGUCCAUAUAAAUAUGUUCUUGAUCAAGGUUUGGAGAUUAGAAAAUUGUGCUAUGAAUUUAUUUAUUCAAUCUUGGCCAUUGAUGAAACAACACUUGACAAGUAUAACAUCAAUGUGCAAUUAAUUGCUCAGAAUAUAAUUGAGAAGGGACUAAUUGAUGAUCAAUCAGAUAUAAUCGUUCUAGCAUGUUUGAACUUGUUGAAUUUCCUUGAUUUGCAUGAAUCACAGUUUAAGGAAUUGAUCAAAAGUUCAAAUCAAGAGUUGACGGAUAAUUUAAUCAAUGGGUUGAAUGUUCAAUUGAACAAGAAAUUAUCAGCUAAAGCAUCAUCGCAAGAAACUGAAAAUCAUCAAGAGCGAAUCAAGUCAAUAAUUAGAUUAUCGAAAAAGAUUAAUACCGUGUUUGAAGCAUUACAAUCGGAGUUCGAUAAUUUGGGUGUAUUUGAUGCUUGGAACCAGUAUCAUAAUGGUAUCAAGCAAAAUUUCACCGUUUUCUACAAUAGUGCCAAAAGUUAG
Molecule: messenger RNA, 3651 nt
Organism: Lodderomyces margitis
Lineage: Eukaryota; Fungi; Ascomycota; Pichiomycetes; Serinales; Debaryomycetaceae
Gene: TIP120
Product: Tip120p
Exons: 1
Coding region: 1-3651 (1216 amino acids)
Biological process (GO): SCF complex assembly; protein ubiquitination
Cellular component (GO): nucleus
Molecular function (GO): protein binding
Source: RefSeq, a predicted model, not a curated record